UCUAAAAAAAAAAUUCCCUUCUCGGAGAGAAUCAGCGGUAGCGGAAAUGGCCGACCGCUACUUCCCCAACGAGAUGCCGGAGUCGCCGGACGCCUCCUCCUCCCUCUCCGGCCUCCUCCGCCUCCCCUACCCAAAAGCAGCGGAGAGAUUCCUGCAAGCCGCCCUCAACCUCAAGCGAAAGGCGGUGAAGGAAACGCGGAGGUCCAAGGACUGGACCCUUUACACGGGUUCGCUCGGCACGGCGUUUCUGCUCCUAAAGUCUUACCUUGUCACUAAGGACGCUGCAGAUCUCAGCCUUUGUGCAGAGAUCGUUGGCUCCUGCGAAGCUUCUUCCCGUGGAUCCUCGCAGGUGACUUUCAUAUGCGGACGAGCUGGUGUAUGCGCUCUUGGUGCGGUGGUUGCAAAGUACAUGGGUGAUAAGGAGAUGCUCAACUACUAUGUGAGCUCAUUUAAAGAGGUUAGGUUACCAUCUGAAGUUCCAAAUGAGCUUUUGUAUGGAAGAGUUGGGUACUUGUGGGCAUGUUCAUUCUUAAACCAUCACAUUGGCGACAGGACAAUCCCUUCCACCACAAUGAAUUCUAUAACAAAAGAAAUUUUCACAAAGGGGAAAAGUUUAUCCCACAAAAGAAAUUGCCCCUUGAUGUACGAAUGGCACGGGAAGAUGUACUGGGGUGCGGCUCACGGACUUGCAGGGAUCAUGCAUGUAGUCAUGGACAUGCAACUGAAUUCAGAAGAGCAAGAGUUAGUAAAGGGCACUCUAAUAUACAUGAUCAACAACCGGUUUCCUAGUGGCAAUUACCCGUCAAGUGAAGGAUCGGAGUCUGAUCGGCUUGUUCACUGGUGCCAUGGUGCACCUGGCGUCGCCCUCACCCUCACCAAAGCUGCUAAGAUCUUCGACGAUCAAAAUUUCUUGCAAGCAGCAGAGGAUGCUGCACAAGUGGUAUGGAACCGAGGCCUACUGAAGAGAGUCGGGAUUUGUCACGGUGUCAGCGGCAACGCCUACGUGUUCCUCUCGCUCUACAGACUAACGGGCAAAGAAGAGUAUCUCUAUCGAGCUAAAGCAUUUGCCUCGUUCUUACUCGACAAAGCUGAUCAGUUGAUCGCCGAGGGGAAAAUGCACGGCGGUGAUCGCCCGUGGUCACUUUUUGAAGGGCAGGGUGGAAUGGCUCAUCUCUUUUUCGAUAUGGUGCAGCCCUCUGAGUCUAGGUUUCCAGCCUAUGAACUCUAGAGUUCUUAUGGUUUGACUUAGUUUGACUCGUGCAUGUUUAGUUUGAGUUGUACUGUUAGUUGAGUCUGUGUUGUAUAAAUGUGGUUGUAUUAUGUAGUGGGAGUGUUUGAGUACACCGAACUGUGUUUGUGGAGUUUUGAGUUGUAUAAAUGUGGUUGUAUUAUAUACAGGGAUAUCUUGGGUCAGGGGACUUA
Messenger RNA from Asparagus officinalis (garden asparagus), 1422 nucleotides. Its product is annotated as lanC-like protein GCR2. NCBI's taxonomy places the organism in Eukaryota, Viridiplantae, Streptophyta, Magnoliopsida, Asparagales, Asparagaceae. Gene Ontology annotation, biological process: carbohydrate metabolic process; peptide modification. The record is from RefSeq and is a predicted model, not a curated record. Gene Ontology annotation, cellular component: plasma membrane.